GAUGCGUUCCACACAACAUUAACAACACUGUUAGAGGCCGACAUAUAGUUUGGCGUUUUCACUUCAGCGUUAUAUGAGUUUAAAGUCGUUGAAGAUAUCCACGGCGUGAAGAUGCUUCGACGCGCCUUCGACGUUUACGAGAACCACCGAGACGUGUUGCUUAUUCUCUUGUUCUGCAUCAUCGUGUCCAUCUUCUUCGGCUGGCUGACGACCACCCUCUUUCUAAAAUGCUGAGCAGCUCACGCGCCGAGUUGGAGCCACCAGUUCGGUUAAACACGAGGACUAACGACUCGUCUGAGCCGGAUAAAGUUGCCAAAAGGAACUAGCGAGUGUCACUUCAAUUUCUAGACGGACUCAUAAUACAGUGACACUCAUCACCGGUGGGCGGAAGAUAAGAUGGCGAAAACAGCUUUGGUUCUUUGUAUGGAUGUGGGGUUUUCCAUGUCGAACUCAGCCCCGGGUGAAGAGUCUCCUUUCGAAUCAGCCAAGAAAGUCAUCCAGAAGUUCGUCCAGCGACAGGUGUUUUCAGAGACCAAGGAUGAGAUGGCUUUGGUCUUAUUUGGAACAGAUUCAACUAAGAACCCUUUGGCUGCGGACGGUCAAUACCAGAACAUCACUGUGCACAGACAACUAACAAUUCCAGAUUUUGAACUUCUUGAGGAAAUCGCUUUACAGAUCCAGCCUGAAAAUCAACAGGCUGAUUGGCUGGAUGCUCUUGUGGUCUGUCUGGAUCAGCUUCAAAAGCACACAGAGGGGAAGAAGUACGAGCGUCGCAACAUCUCCAUUCUCACUGACCUCAACAAUGAGACUGAUUCGGAGCAGCUUGACAUCAUCAUCGAAAACCUUAAACAGAUGGGCGUCAGCCUGCAGUUCUUUCUGCCAUUCCCUGUGGAUAAGGAAGCAGGUGGUGGUGGUGAUGCUAACAGCGGUGCAUCAGAUAACCCUGGUGGUUCUGGUAAAGGCCUCACCCGGGAGCAGAAGUCUGGCUUGGACAUGGUCAAACACGUCAUGCUGAGUUUGGAUGAGGAUGGCCUUGAUGAAGUUUACACAUUUCAAGAUGCAGUGGAGCAGCUCUGCAUGUUUAAGCGUAUCGAGAGGAGGCCGACAGCCUGGACCUGUCAGCUGACCAUCGGGAGCACGCUCGCCAUCCGUAUAGUGGCCUACAAGGCUGUGAUGGAGGAGAAACUUAAAAAGUCGUGGAUGACUGUUGAUGCUCAAAGUAACAGCAAGGAGGAUGUGAAGAGAGAGACGGUCUACUGUCUGGACGACGACAACGAGACAGAGGUGCCAAAGGAAGACAUCAUACAAGGCUUCUGUUAUGGAAGUGAUAUUGUUCCCUUCUCCAAAGUGGAUCAGGAUCAGAUGAAGUACAAACAUGACGGGAAGUGCUUUGCUGUUCUCGGAUUUACCAAACAAGAACUGGUUCAGCACCAUCUGUUCAUCGGGAAUCAGGCCAUGAAGGUGUUUGCUGCCGAGGAUGAUGAGCAUGCUGCUGUGGCUCUGUCCGCCCUCAUCCGAGCCCUGCAUGAGCUGGACAGAGUGGCCAUUGUUCGGUACGCCUACAGUCGCGCUGCUAACCCUCAAAUCGGAGCUGCGUUCCCGUGUGUGAAGCAGGGCUAUGAGUGUCUGAUCUACGUCCAGCUGCCCUUCAUGGAGGACCUCCAACUCUUCACCUUCCCCUCUUUUGAGAGCAAGAAGUUUAAGCCCUCAGAAGACCAGUUUUCUGCUGUCGACACGCUGAUCGACUCCAUGAUGCUGAUGGAGGAGGAUGAGGAUGGAGGACAAGUAGACAUUUUUAAGGUCCAUAACAUUCCAAACCCAGAUUUCCAGAGACUCUUCCAGUGCCUGCAUCACCGGGCAGUCAACCCAGGAACCGCCCUUCCUCCCAUGGAGCCUUGGCUCAGAGCUGCCCUGGACCGGCCCGAUGUCAUACACCAGCGCUGUCAAGCUCCUCUGGAGGAGGUGAAGAGAAACUUCCCGCUGACAGAAGUGGAGAAGAAGAAGAAACUGAAGACCAGUGAUCAGGUUUUCGGCAAAGACUCUGAGCAGACGGAUGUCACGAAGGGAAAUGGGAAAGAAGAGGAUGAGGAGUUUAAUUUGGCUGACAUCUCUGAAGGAUCUGUCACUUCAGUGGGAAGUGUGAUUCCAGACCGAGACUUCCGCUCGCUCAUCAGUCAAAAGACUCUCCCCUUCAGCGAGAUCUGUCAGCAGCUGACUCACAGGAUCGAGCAGUUCCUAGGCAACAAGAACACAGAGUACUACAUGAAGAGUAUCACCUGUAUCCAGGCUUUCAGAGAGCAAUCAGUCAAGCUGGGGAAUGCUGAACUCUACAACAGCUACCUGCAGUCUCUGAAAAGAAGCAUCCCAAGCAGAGGGCUGGAAGUCUUCUGGGGUCUGCUAGUUCAAGAUGGCAUCACUCUGAUCAGCGAGAAGGAAGUGGCGAGCAGCAGCGUGUCCAAGCAGGAAGCGGAUCAGUUUCUGCUGGAUGAAGAGAAGAAGGAGGAGGCAGCCGUGACGACAGAAGGAGAUACAGGAGAUGUGGACGACUUGCUGGACAUGAUGUGAACGUGGAGCUGGUGGGAUUUACAUCGGCUUCCUGUGGCGUUCUCUUCUGAGUGGACCACUAUCAAGGGUUUUGGCUUUUCAGUACUUUCAGUACUUACACACUGGCUACUGAAAAGUAACCAGUGUGUUGGACAAAAUGGUUGAUGCAAAUAAGGAAAAUGAUCAGGACGCAAAAGAAAUAAAAAAUCCAUUAAAAUUCCUCCCCAAAAAAAUAAAAAUAUUCCUCACAAAAAUACAGUUAGGUUUGAUAUUUUAUAUGUGGUCGAUCUGUAAUCUGUGUGUAUUACCUUUAAACACAAAUGUUUGUCUCUCAAAUACUGAUGUUGCUGAUUUUUUUUUGGUGUCAUUUUUUACUCUGCUAAUAAAUAAAU
This is a messenger RNA of Synchiropus splendidus (mandarinfish), 2936 nucleotides long. It is a transcript of the gene xrcc5, whose product is annotated as X-ray repair complementing defective repair in Chinese hamster cells 5. Gene Ontology annotation, cellular component: Ku70:Ku80 complex; nucleus. The coding region runs from base 397 to 2565 and encodes 722 amino acids. NCBI's taxonomy places the organism in Eukaryota, Metazoa, Chordata, Actinopteri, Syngnathiformes, Callionymidae. The record is from RefSeq and is a predicted model, not a curated record. Gene Ontology annotation, molecular function: DNA helicase activity; telomeric repeat DNA binding; damaged DNA binding. Gene Ontology annotation, biological process: double-strand break repair via nonhomologous end joining; telomere maintenance; cellular response to X-ray. The transcript has 22 exons.